AUGAAUAGAAAGGUUGUUGACGACACUGUUUGGAAGCCUGAUUCAUGCCAGGAUUGUCGUUGCCAUGGUGACAUUGUCGUCUGCAGGCCUGUUGUUUGCAAAAACCCUCAGUGUGACUUUGAGAAGGGAGAAGUGCUUCGAAUAGCUGCCAACCAGUGCUGCCCGGAGUGUGUGUUGAGAACCGAAGGACUGUGCCAUCAUGAAGGGAAGACCCAUGGGCAUGGGACAGAGUGGACAACCUCUCGAUGCACCAUCUGCUCUUGCAGUCAUGGAGAAGUUAGAUGCACCCAGAGGCCAUGCUCACAUCUUUCUGGGCCCCAAGAGCUGGAAUCCAUCCCUGAAAAUGCCUGCUGUCCAAAUGUGUGGGCCUUGCAGUGAUCCUGUUCCUUUGAUGGUCAUUUGCUUCUGGAUGGUGAGGAAUGGCAGCCGAGCAAAUGUUCUAAAUGUGUGUGCAGAGACGGACCCCCGUGCUUCACUGCUCAAUGUCAGCCGCUGCUCUGUGGCCAGGAUGAAGAGGUGGCUCGCCUCCCUCAGAAAUGCUGCCCGCAGUGUCUUCCAAGAUCUUGUGCUUCGGCUGGGAAAGUGUACCAGCAUGGUGAGCAGUGGACUGAAAAUGCUUGUACUACAUGUGUAUGUGACAAAGGAGAACCCAGAUGCCACAAACAAGAGUGUCCUCCGCUCACCUGUGAAAAGGGUCAGAACAAAGUACACCAUCCCAGGGAGUGCUGUGAUAAAUGCGUGGCAUCUACAGGAAAUUGCUUGGAUAAUGGGAUUCUUAGGUAUCAUGAUGAAAUGUGGAAGGGCUCUGCUUGUGAAUUUUGCACAUGUGAGCAAGGUCAGGUGACUUGCCAUGUUGGAGAAUGUGCCAGCGUGAAGUGUACCCAGGAUGAAGAAUUAAUCCACUUGGAUGGAAAAUGCUGUCCUGAAUGUGUUUCAAGACAUCAGCAUUGUCUUUAUGAAGAACAGAUAAAAGAUGUGAGUGAAGGAGAAAAGUGGAACGAUGGUCCAUGCAAAAUGUGUGAGUGCCGAGAUGCCCAAGUAAUCUGUUAUGAACCUUCCUGCCUCCCAUGCCCAGUGGGCACGUUGGCAGUGGAAGCUGUGGGUCAGUGCUGCCCAGCUUGCAAAUCAGUCCCUUGUCAUCCAGACUGCCUGGCUUGUUCUCAGUCUCCAGACCACUGUGACCUCUGCCGAGAUCCCAGGAAGCAUCUGCAGGAUGGACGCUGUGUGCAUAGCUGUGACGCAGGAUUCUACCAGAGUGGUAGCCUUUGUUUAGCCUGCCAGCAGGAGUGUGCCGUGUGUACCAAUGGGUUUGAAUGUUCCUCCUGCCCACCCUCCCUGCUGAUGAAAGAGAGGCAGUGUGUGGCUGCCUGCGGGAAAGGAUUCUACCAGGAUCAUCACUACUGUUUAGGUUGCCACAGAUCCUGUGCUACGUGCCAGGGACCAACCGAGAAGAACUGCUUGUCUUGCCAGGAUCAGUUCCAAGUGCUCAGAGAAGGUUCUUGUGAGGGCAGCUGUGGUCAGGGGUUUUACAACAAGAAUGGCGUCUGUGAGGCUUGUGACCCAUCCUGUGAGAGCUGUGGUCCGGAGAGUCCUCGCUGUCUGACGUGUGCUAAGAAUACCGUAUGGCAUGAUGGCCGGUGCAUCCCAGAAUGCCCUCCUGGGCACUAUCCUGAUGGCACAGGCAGAUGUUCAGGUUGCCAUGUUUCAUGUGCCAGCUGCAAAGGCCCCUCAGCUGCCCAUUGUACUUCCUGUCCCCAUUCUUGGGUGUUGCACCAAAACCAGUGCCUCUCCGACUGUGGACAGAGUUUUUACCCUGAUCAUGGCAUCUGCAAAGCUUGUCAUCCCUCGUGCCUGAAUUGUGUUGGUCCAGAACCUUCCAAUUGCACCCAGUGCAGGAAACCAGAGGAAGGGGUGCAAGCUGAAUGGGUAUCUGGAGAAGUCCUCUCUGGCACGUGUGUGUUCCAGUGCAAACCCCAUUUUUACUUGGAGAACACUGGAAUCUGUGAAGCUUGUCAUGAUUCCUGUUUGGCAUGCCAAGGGAAGAGCCCAGACAAUUGCACAUCCUGCAUAUCUUCUCAGGUACUCUUGGAUGGCCAAUGCUUCCCCCACUGCCCACAAGGAUUUUUCAUCCAGGAGGGUAUCUGCUCCAUGUGCCAUCCCUCGUGCAGACAGUGCCGGGGCCCUACGGACUCUGACUGCCUCGCUUGCCAUCCUCAUGCUCUUCUCGUGAGUGGAACCUGCAGGACCAGCUGUAAAGAGGAACAGUACCUGAACCUCGUGGGCUAUUGUGUGGACUGCCACCCCCUGUGCCAACAAUGCGUAGCUGACCUCCAUAACACUGGCAGCAUCUGCCUCAGGUGUCAGAAUGCCCGCUACUUGUUGCUGGGGGACCACUGUGUUUCUAGUUGUCCCACUGGAUACUAUGCAGAGGAUGGAGCUUGUAAACGGUGUCACUUAUCCUGCAAAAGCUGCUAUGGCCCUGGCCCCUUCUCCUGCUCCUCAUGUGAUGCCAAUCUCAUCUUGUCUCAUAGUGGCUUGUGUACCAGUGCCUGUUUCCCAGGGCACUACCUGGACGAAAGCAAUGCCUGCCAACCAUGUGACGCCCAGUGCUGGAGCUGUGAUUCCCCAUCAAGAUGCACCUCUUGCAAGGACCCAGCUAAGGUCCUUCUCUUUGGAGAAUGUCAAUAUGAGAGCUGUGCCCAGCAGUACUACCUUGACUUGUCUACCAAGACGUGCAAAGAAUGUGACUGGAGCUGCAACUCGUGCCAGGGUCCACUGAGCACAGACUGCCUGCAGUGCAUGGAUGGCUAUGUGCUUCAGAACAGCAUCUGCGUGGAGCAGUGCUCGCUUUCCUUUUACAGAGACUCAGACUAUUGCAAGAGCUGUGGUGAUCAUUGUCUUGAGUGUCUGGGUCCCCAUGAGUGUACUCGCUGUGAAGAACCAUUUCUCCUCCUUGAAGCUCAGUGUACCCAGAAAUGCAGCCAGCGGUAUUAUGUAGAUACCAGGACACAGAGAUGCAUGGCCUGUCCCCCAGGGUGUUUGGAGUGCAGCCAUGAGGAACAGUGCCAUCUCUGUGAUCAUGGCAUGUCUCUCAAGAACGGGCUUUGUGUCUCCAGCUGUGCUCCCAGCUUCUCUGGCCACCUCCAGAAUGGAACGUGUCAUGGCAGCACCUAUACUCAUAUCCUUCAGAAGAAUGCUUCUCUUGCCCUGGGGAUUGGCUCAGUGAGGCCCCUGGAUUUCUCCUUGCUGAACGCCCAUGCUGGAGAAGGCAGAAGCACAGACCUCCUGUUCCAUGUUGUCAACAUCCCCACCAAUGGCCAGUUGGUGCUCCUGGUGGAUGGGAAAGAGGUCUCCUUGGGUGCAGCUGACCACUUUAACUGGGAAGACCUGAAAGAGAAGAGAGUACGUUUUGUGCACAGCAAAGACAAGCCCAGGAAAGGCCAUUUUUCACUGAAAGUGAGUGACCAGCACUUCUUCUCUGAACCACAACUGAUCAACGUCCAAGCAUUUUCCACACAGGCUCCUUAUCUGCUGAGGAAUGAAGCUCUUUGCAUCAGCACAGGGGAAAGUGCCGCCAUCACUACCCAGCUGCUGGAUAUCCGAGAUGAUGACAAUCCCCAGGACGUGAUAGUGGAGGUGGUAAAUGCCCCUCGUUAUGGCCAGCUCCUCCAGCCACUGCGUGAUCCGGGUGUCCCUGUUCAUCACUUCCUGCUGGAUGACCUGGCCAGAGGCUUUCUCUACUACACACAUGACGGCUCAGCCAGUACUUCUGAUGCCAUUCUCCUGCAGGCCAGUGAUGGGUACUCCUUCCAGAAUAUACUGUUCAAAGUACAGAUCAUGCCAAAGAUUGAAGGAGAGCUUCAGCUGGUGGCUAACUCACUGGUGUGGGUCCCAGAAGGAGGAAUGCUGCCGAUCACCAACAGGAUCUUACGGGCUGAAGUCCUUGGUGCCAGUGACUCUGAAAUCAUCUACACAAUUUCUCAAGACCGCCCAAGAUUUGGGGAGGUGGUUCUUUUGAUGAACAUGCCCGAAGGAAGUCCAGUGGAUGGGAGGCAGCACCUGCCUGAUGGAAGAAUGGCGACGCCCACCAACACGUUCACCCAGCAAGAUAUCAAUGAAGGCAUUGUGUGGUACAAGCAUUCGGGUCCCCAGGCACAAAGUGAUUCCUUCAACUUUCAGGUGUCCAGUAUGACUGCCCCCCAGGCCCAUCUGGAGAACCAAGUAUUCAACAUUGCCAUCUUGCCAAAGACACCUGAACCUGCAAAGCUUUUCCUGGGAGCCAAUCUGCAUAUGACUGUUCAGGAGGAUCGACUGAGCGUGAUACAGCCUCACCACCUUUCUUUUGUUGACUCUAAGAGUCCAAGUGGAAAGAUUGUGUACAAUAUCACCGUCCCUCUGCGUCCAAAUCAAGGUAUCAUCGAGCACAAAGACCGGCCUCACUUCCCCAUUCAGCAUUUCACGCAGGCAGAUGUUAACCAAGGAAAAAUCGUGUACCGGCCUCCCACUGCAGCACCCCAUCUCCAAGAGAUCAUGGCCUUCUCCUUUGCUGGUCUUCCAGAAUCCGUGAACUUCCGUUUCACAGUUUCAGAUGGAGAACACACAACAGAAGAAAUGAUGUUUACCAUCCACUUACUUCCCAUUCAUCAGCAACCCCCGCUGUUCCAGAUCACAGUUCCAUUUCUUGAGGUCAGCCGAGGAGGCCAAGCUAAUGUGGGGAUUCAGCUGGCAAUGAGUGAUACCAACAUGACUCCUGAAGACCUUUCCUUUGAGCUAGUGAAGCCACCCCUGCAUGGCACACUCUUCAAGAACACAGCCAAGUUCCAAGGGCGCAUGAACACAGGUGACCCCUUUACCUAUGACGACAUCACCCAGAAUGCACUACAGUAUGUUCACGAUGGCUCAUCGGCCACAGAAGAUAGCAUGGAGAUCUCUGUCACUGAUGGCAUUGCCACAGCAACUACGUUGGUGAACGUGGAGGUGUCAUGGGCCGACCGCAGUGGUCCCUGGCUGGCCGCAGGCUCCUCGCUGACGGCUACUGUCCCCAGCAAAAGUUCUGUCACCCUUACUAGAUCACACCUUGCUUAUGUGGAUAAUUCCUCCCCUGACUCAAAGAUAUGGAUUCAUUUGCUUUCUUUACCAAUGCAUGGGACUCUCACAAGAACAUCAGGCCUAGUGGUAGAAGAGCUCUCAGAGAUUUCCAACUUCACAAUGGAAGACAUCAACAGUCAGAAAAUCAGGUACUCAACUUCAUUUGAGACAGACAGUCAACCAAUUACUGAUAUUUUCCAAUUCUCUGUCUCUGAUGCUGACAAAAACCAACUGAAAAAUCAAAAAUUCACUGUCAUUAUCACACCUGUCCAGAAUUUGCCUCCUGUUUUCACUUUUGCUGACCUUAUCACCGUUGAUGAAGGUGGGAGAGCACCACUCACAUUUCACCAUUUCCUGGCUGUGGAUCCUGGGAACCUCCAGAGAGACACAGAAGUCAAAAUAAGCACUUUGCCUACAUAUGGCUUCAUUGAGAACACCAGGACAGGUAGUCGUUUUGGUCCUGGAGGCACCAGUGACUUGGAAGCAUCCUUCCCUUUUCAGGAUAUUCUAGAAAACCACAUUUACUACUUUCAGAGUGUUCAUGAGAGCAUUGAGCCAACCAGUGAUGUCUUCAGUUUCUAUGUGAGUGAUGGAUCUGGCCGUUCAGAGAUUUACAGCAUCAACGUCACCAUUGAGAAGAGAAAUGAUGAGUCUCCCAAGAUGACCAUCCAGCCCAUCAGGGUGCAAGAGCGCUCAGGAGUGGUGAUCAGAAAUACAUCUCUGAGUCUGCAGGACUUGGAUACUCCAGAUAAUGAACUGGUUUUUGUAUUAACAAAAAAGCCUGACCAUGGUUCUCUCCAUCGAAGGCAGUUUUCCUCAGAGCCCCUGGAGAAUGGCCGGAUCUUAUCCCAGGGGUCUUCCUUCACUUACCAGGACAUCCUGGAUGGCUUGAUCGUCUAUACCCCUGGUGGUCCUGGUGUGGCUGUGGAUGAGUUCCGUUUCUCCCUCACAGAUGGCCUCUACACUGAGACUGGGAGAGUGGAACUCUCCAUGGAGCUCCCCAAGAGCAAGCCUCCCCAACUUGCUAUGAACAGAGGCCUGCAGCUGUCAGCAGGUUCUGUUGCCCGGAUCACAGAUCAACACUUAAAAGUGGCAGGUACCAUUUUGGAUGACCUGAAGGUUACAUAUGUCAUGAAGAAAGAUCCCAGUGUAGGGCGCUUGCAGCUGGCAAGGAAUGACAAUCUGGAGCAAAUCUCAGUUAAGGGACCCGUCAAGAGUUUCACUCAAGAUGACAUCAGCCAAGGAUGGGUUGAAUACAAACAUGAGAAAGGAGAAUCCGGUGGCAGUUUUGCUUUUAAAUUUGAUGUGGUUGAUGCUGAUGGCAACAAGCUGACUGACCAGUCAUUCUCCAUCAGCGUCCUAGAAGACAGAUUCCCACCCACCGUCAUAGUCAACAAAGGACUGGUCCUGGACGAAAACUCAGUAAAGAAAAUCACAACUCUGCAGCUGUCAGCCACUGACCCGGACAGUGAGCCUGGGGAGUUAAUCUACAGGAUUACAAGGCAACCCCAGCUGGGAUAUUUAGAACACGCAGCAUCACCAGGCAUCCAGAUCAGCUCCUUCACUCAAGCGGACCUCACUGCUCGAAGCAUCCAAUAUAUCCACACCAGCGAGGUGGAAAACCACAGUGAUGCCUUUACCUUCACGGUUUCUGAUGGAACCAACCUGGUGAGUCAGACCUUUCACAUCACUAUCAACCCUGUGGAUGACUCAUUACCCAUUGUACAAAACACAGGAAUUCGGGUGCAGGAAGGGGUGAGAAAAACAAUUACAGAGUUUGAGCUUAAAGCUGUGGAUGCCGAUACAGAGGCAGAGUCUGUCACAUUUACCAUAGUUCAGCCCCCACGACAUGGCACUAUUGAACACACGAGCAAUGGGCAACAUUACCGCCAGACUGCCACCUUCACCAUGGAAGACAUCUACCAGAACAAGAUCAGCUACAGCCAUGAUGGCAGCAACUCCCUCAAAGACCGUUUUACCUUCACUGUCUCUGAUGGGACUAAUCCCUUCUUCAUUGUUGAGGAAGGAGGAAAAGAGAUUGUGACAGCAGCACCCCAGCGGUUUAAAGUGGACAUCCUUCCAGUGGAUGAUGGUACCCCAAGGAUUGUCACCAAUUUGGGCUUGCAGUGGCUGGAGUAUAUGGAUGGACAGGCAACCAACUUGAUCACCAAGAAAGAACUACUGACCAUGGACCCAGAUACAGAGGAUAAGCAUCUUGUCUAUGAGAUAACAACUGGACCCAGACAUGGCUAUGUAGAGAACAAACUUCAACCUGGCCGAGCUGCCACAACUUUUACCCAGGAGGAUGUCAACUUGGGUUUGAUACGUUAUGUGUUAAAUGAAGAGAAGAUCCAUGAGACGAUGGACAGCUUUCAGUUCCUAGUGAAAGACAGCAAACCCAAUGUGGUCAGUGACAAUGUCUUCCAUAUCCAGUGGUCCCUGAUCAGCUUUAAACAUACCAGUUACAACGUCAGUGAGAAGGCCGGCUCUGUCAGUGUCACUGUGAAGAGAACCGGAAACCUCAACCAAUACGCCAUCGUCCUGUGUCGUACUGAACAGGGGACAGCCAUCUCCAGUUCCAACCCAGGCUCCAAACAUGGGCACCAAGACUACGUGGAGUAUGCCGGCCAGGUACAGUUUGAUGAACGAGAAGAUACAAAAUCCUGCACCAUUGUAAUUAAUGAUGAUGAUAUAUUCGAGAACAUUGAAAGCUUCACUGUAGAGCUCAGCAUGCCAGCUUAUGCCUUGCUGGGAGAGUUCACCCAGGCCAAAGUCAUUAUCAAUGACACCGAAGACGAACCUACAUUACAGUUUGAUAAGAAGAUCUACCGGGUCAAUGAGAGUGCCGGGUUCCUGUUUGCACCUAUUGAAAGAAAAGGAGAUUCCAGCAGUAUCAUAUCCGCCAUUUGCUACACCAUCCCCAAAUCAGCUAGGGGAAGCAGUCUCUACGCUCUAGAAUCAGGAUCUGAUUUUAAGUCAAGGGGAAUGUCAUCCGAGAAUCGUGUGAUAUUUGGACCUGGCGUCACUACUUCCACCUGUGAUGUCAUGGUGAUUGAUGAUAGCGAGUACGAGGAAGAAGAGGAGUUUGAGAUUGCGCUAGCGGGUGCUUCGGACAAUGCCCGAAUUGGGAGUGUGGCUUCAGCCAAGGUUUUCAUCGGGGGCCCCAACGAUGCCUCCACUGUGUCCCUGGGCAGCACAGCAUACACCGUCAGUGAAGACGCAGGCACGGUGGAUAUCCCGGUUGUCCGGCAUGGUACUGAUCUUUCCACUUUCACAUCAGUGUGGUGUGCAACCCGUCCUUCUGAUCCACCCUCUGCUACUCCGGGGGUUGACUAUAUCCCAAGCUCUAAAAAGGUGGAAUUUCGGCCUGGUGACACUGAGCAGCACUGCACGUUGGUCAUCUUGGAUGAUGCUCAGUAUCCCGCGAUCGAAGGGUUGGAGACAUUUGUGGUUUUCUUGAGCUCAGCGCAAGGGGCAGAGAUGACAAAACCUUCCCAAGCCAUCAUUGCCAUCAAUGACACAUUUCAAGAUGUGCCCAACAUGCAGUUUGCUAAGGAUUUGUACCUAGUGAAGGAAAAGGAUGGCAUCCUGCACAUUCCCAUCAUUCGAAGUGGGGACCUAAGCUAUGAGUCCUCAGUGAGAUGCUACAGCCAAAGCCUAACAGCCCAAGUCAUGGUGGACUUUGAGGAGAGGAAGAAUUCAGAUGAUUCACGUAUCACAUUUCUGAAAGGGGAGAAGGUGAAGAACUGCACCGUCUAUAUCAACGAUGACUCCAUUUUUGAACCAGAAGAACAGUUCAGGGUCUACCUUGGCCAUCCUCUUGGAAACCACUGGAGUGGGGCAAGAAUAGGGAAAAGUAACAUGGCCACCAUCACCAUAUCCAACGACGAAGAUGCCCCAACUAUUGAGUUUGAAGAGGCUGCAUACCAAGUCCGGGAACCUGCUGGGCCAGAUGCUCUUGCAAUUCUGAACAUCAAAGUGAUCCGGAGAGGAGACCAGAAUCGGACUUCCAGGGUCCGCUGCAGUACUCGAGAUGGUUCUGCCCAGUCUGGUGUGGAUUAUUACCCCAAGAGCCGUGUCCUGAAGUUCAGUCCUGGCGUGGAUCACAUCCUGUUCAAAGUGGAGAUUCUGUCCAAUGAAGAUCGGGAGUGGCACGAGUCCUUCUCCCUGGUCCUGGGCCCUGAUGACCCCGUGGAAGCAGUCCUUGGUGAUGUGACCACUGCUACGGUGACAAUCCUGGACCAGGAAGCUGCUGGAAGUCUCAUAUUACCAGCACCACCCAUUGUGGUCAUGCUUGCUGACUAUGACCAUGUGGAAGAAGUGACCAAGGAAGGGGUCAAGAAAUCGCCCUCCCCAGGGUACCCACUGAUCUGCGUCACUCCUUGUGACCCUCACUUCCCCAAGUAUUCCAUCAUGAAGGAACGCUGCGUGGAGGCUGGAAUCAAUCAGACCUCUGUCCGAUUUAGUUGGGAAGUAGCAACGCCCACGGAUGGCAAUGGGGCAAGGUCUCCCUUUGAGACCAUCACUGACAACACACCAUUCACCAGUGUCAACCACAUGGUACUGGACAGUAUCUACUUCAGCCGGAGGUUCCACGUGCGCUGUGUGGCAAAGGCUGUGGACAAGGCGGGACACUUGGGGACCCCUCUGAGAAGUAACAUUGUUACCAUAGGGACAGACAGUGCUAUCUGUCACACCCCUGUCGUGGCUGGGACCGCCAGAGGCUUCCAAGCUCAGUCCUUCAUCGCUACCCUGAAAUACCUUGAUGUCAAACACAAGGAGCAUCCCAACAGGAUCCACAUCUCGGUCCAGAUCCCACACCAGGAUGGCAUGCUGCCUCUCAUCUCGACAAUGCCAUUACACAACGUGCAUUUUCUCUUAUCAGAGUCCAUCUACAGACAUCAACAUGUCUGCUCGAAUCUCAUCACCAUCGGGGAUCUGAAAGGUAUCUCGGAAGCAGGAUUCUUGGAUGAAGUCAUCUAUGACAACAUCGCCCUGGGCCCGGGCUACGAUCGUCCUUACCAGUUUGAUCCCACGGUGAGGGAAGCCAAGACCAUCCAACUCUACAAACACCUGAACCUCAAGAGCUGCACAUGGACCUUCGAUGCUUAUUACGACAUGACAGAACUGAUCGACGUCUGUGGGGGAUCUGUGACUGCUGACUUUCAGGUGAGAGACUCUGCUCAGUCAUUCCUCACCGUCCAUGUUCCCCUGUAUGUGUCUUACAUCUACGUGACAGCGCCCAGGGGCUGGGCCUCCCUUGAUCACCACACAGAAAUGGAGUUCUCUUUCUUCUAUGACACUGUCCUCUGGAGAACAGGAAUUCAGACAGAAAGUGUGCUCUCGGCAAGGCUUCAGAUAAUAAGGAUUUACAUUCGAGAAGAUGGUCGUCUGGUAAUCGAAUUCAAGACCCAUGCCAAAUUCAGAGGACACUUCGUCAUGGAGCACCAUACCCUCCCCGAUGUGAAGUCUUUUAUAAUGACUCCAGACCACCUAGGAGGCAUCGAGUUUGAUCUACAACUUUUGUGGAGUGCCCAGACUUUUGAUUCACCAUAUCAGCUCUGGAGAGCGACUAGUUCUUAUAACAGGAAGGACUAUUCAGGGGAGUAUACCAUCUACUUAAUCCCUUGUACCGUACAGCCCACACAGCCAUGGAUUGACCUUGGAGACAAGCCACUGCCCUGCACAGCACAUGCUCCAGAAAGAUUUUUGAUACCUAUUGCAUUCCAGCAGACUAACCGCCCAGUGCCGGUUGUCUAUUCACUCAACACUGAGUUUCAGCUAUGCAACAAUGAGAAAGUGUUCCUGAUGGACCCCAGCACAUCUGACAUGUCACUGGCAGAAAUGGAUUACAAAGGGGCUUUUUCAAAGGGUCAGAUCCUCUAUGGUCGUGUGCUUUGGAAUCCUGAGCAGAACCUCAACUCAGCUUACAAACUGCAGCUGGAGAAGGUCUACCUCUGUACUGGCAAGGAUGGCUAUGUGCCUUUCUUUGACCCCACUGGGACAAUCUACAACGAAGGGCCACAAUAUGGAUGUAUUCAACCUAAUAAGCACUUAAAACACAGAUUCUUGUUGCUGGAUCGAAGUCAACCAGAAGUCGUUGAUAAAUACUUCCAUGAUGUGCCUUUUGAUGCCCACUUUGCUUCUGAUUUAUCUGAUUUCCACAUGGUCAGUAGCAUGCCAGGUGUGGAUGGAUUUAUUCUGAAAGUUGAUGCACUUUAUAAGGUGGAAGCAGGCCACCAGUGGUAUCUCCAGGUCAUCUACAUCAUUGGCCCUGACACCAUCUCCGGGCCACGAGUGCAGCGGUCUCUCACCUCCCCAGUGAGGCGCAGCCGCAGGGACUUUGUGGACCACACGGGCCGACUGACCCUCGAUGAUUCCCUCAUCUAUGACAAUGAAGGGGACCAAAUCAAGAAUGGCACCAACAUGAAAUCAUUGAACCUGGAGAUGCAGGAGUCUGUAGUGGCCGCUUCUUUGUCCCAAACCGGAGCGUCGAUCGGGAGUGCCCUUGCUGCUGUCAUGCUCCUGCUGCUAGUGCUUUUAUUGGCUUAUUUCAUCACCAGAAAAUGCCAAAAGCAAAAGAAGAAAAGAGCCCCAGAGGACAUCUUGGAGGAAUUCCCUCUGAACACCAAGAUAGACAUAUCCAAGAGAAACCCCGACAGGCUGGAAAAGAACAUGAACAGACAGUAUUGCACUGUGCGAAACAUCAAUCUCUUGAGUGAGAAUGAGGGGGCCUACAAAUUCAAAGGUGUCACAGUCAAAAGAGUCAAUCUGGAAGUCAAAGUUCAUAACAAUUUACAAGAUGGAACUGAAGUUUGAUGGCAGCGACCCAUCUGUAUUUUUUCUAAAAAUCUUUUUAUAAGUGGUAAAAAAAUAAUAAUAAUAAUUAAAAAAGGUUACUGGUAUUUUUAUAAUCUUAUGGAAAAAGGGAAAACUAUAGCUUUGAGUGGUGGCCUGCACUAUAUCACAUGCUUCAACUCACAGCUGAGCUACCUUAUCCAGGGAAGAACCAAGGGAGGCCAUUGGGACAGGAAACAUUGAGUAGGUGGUGUUUCUGUGGGUAUUCUGUGGGUUCGUUUUUUUCAACAUCAGCAAAUGAAUCUUUUUAUCAUGGUGGUCUUGGGAGACUAGGACUUCAUCUAUCAGUUGAUGGGGAUAUGAUGAUUUUAAAAAAAGAAAGUGUGCUACAAUGGGAAAAGGAUUGGAUUUAGAGCUUGGAAGACUAAGUUUCAGAUCCCAGUUCUGGCAUUAACACACUAUAUAACUUUAAGAAAGUUACUCCAUUUCUGUAAAGUGGAAGGAGUCGGACUGGAUAGUUUCAGUGGUACCUUUCAAUUCCAAAGCCUAUGAUCUGAAGGUAUUCACUUCCACUUCUCCUCUGCCUUUCCUAAGCCCUUGGAUGACCCACCCCCGGACUGUUGACCCAUUCACUCCCAUUGGGACUUUUUGUUAUUUGUUUAUUGUUUCCAGGCACGAUUACCAUUUGAUAUUUACUGUUCACACUUCACACUGUUAGUGCACUUUUCUCUAAGGAGUUUCCAAGUUCUUCCUAAGACUUUUCCACAGCCCCCGUAAGAACGCUUCAGGCUUCCCUUGGCAGCUAGCAGGCGUAGAUAUGUGCCCACUUCACAGUGCAGAAAAUUGAGAUCUGGAAAAAUUGAAGGCUUGGCCAGCAUCUCGGAGCAAAUCGUUGUUUGUUUGUUUAUCUACCCCAAAAUGAGUAAGAUCCUUUCCUGACUCCCGGGCUAACCCAAUGCUAUCCAGAGAGAUGAAUCAAUGCAUCAAGCCCUUAUUUGUUAAAUGUCUGCAUGCUUUCCCAUUCAACAGCUAUCCACAUAGUCAUGGAUGCACUUUAGACUUGAGUCUUUCCUAGAAAACCCACCAUGAUAUCUUGCUCUCCCAGGUUUCACAUACCUACUACUUGACAGUAGAGUACCCUGUGCUCUUAUUUGCUGUGGAUUUUAGAGCUACUAGUAUUUCAGGAAAUGUAUAUGUUGUAUUUAAUUGGGGCAAAUUACAGAAAAGCCAAGGAGAGAAUCCAGCUAGAAUUGAGCAGAGGACAGCUGGGUGCUUCCUGAUUUCUUUUGCUACGUCCAUCUGCCCUCCCUUGUUGUCUUCCUGACAAAGUGAGUCAGGUGUUUCUUUUAGGGGUUUCUUAUCUGGUAGCUCAGGUGCGUGAUUUGGCCACAUCUGUUCAUGGUGAAGUCACGGAUAUGUGGUGUUAAUAUAAUGCUAUGGCCAGAGGUCAGUUUAACUACUGUAGGUGCAUCAUAUGCUUGGCUUGCUUUUUCUUUUAAUCUUUGACGUAGCCUUAUUGGCAUAUAAAUAAGCAUGUGUGCCAAAGGCAACUUUGAAUUAGAAACAACAUUCUUAUCCAGGUUUACCGAGAGCCACUGUCCCUUGAUGCAUGACUUCUCACAAGCACGUUUUAUAACACUGGUGAUCGUAUGUGUAGUUGGAAGACCCCAGCUAUGGGUGAACCUUCAGAACUAGAAGCAUUGUACCAAAAGUGUUAGUAAGAACUAACCAUGAAAGGCUUCUAGGCACUUAGGAAAAUGGUGAGGAAACGAAAUUAACUACUAAUGUGGUGUUAUUAAGAAGGCAAGUAGAGGACACUUUUCUCCAUGGACGAUGGAAUCAUCUUGCAAUUGGGCAAAGACAGACAGUGUCAACUAGCUGGAUCUGAUGGCAACACCAGUGGGGGAUGGGUAGAAAGCGAACCAUGGUCUGUCUGUUGGCAGCUGGAGUUAGGAACAUGGAUCAAGUCUGGAUACCUCCGAUGCCUGUAUUCUUCGGUAAAUUACAUGCACACGGGAAAGAGGAGACCAAAAGAUCCUAGCAUCAAUAUCUAAUGUCUGAGAUAUUGAUAACACUCUCCAUGCUUUGCUUUCAUGUAACAACUUUUUGUGACCAUGCAUUUAUUAAGCACCUAUUGUGUUCAAAGCACUGUAUACUGUAUAGAUGAAACGUGCUAGCUGCUGGCAUGGAGGAUUAUCCCCUCUGUGAAUUAUCCCUACCUGCCUUUUUUCCACUAUAUACUCAACUGAAGGCUAUGGCUUCCUCUAUUACAUGGACACACUGAAUGUAAAGUGUUAAGACAUGUGGAACUGAGAUUUUUCUUGUUUGGUUCACUGUUGUCAGCAUUUUUUUAUCCACUUGGGAUUUGAUGAACUUGAUCGUGCAACUGAUAACUUUUAUGGUAUUUGAUUUCAGCUGGGUCUGUGCCCUUGUCUUGCACAUCUCUCUGCAUUUCACCAUGCAGGUUAGGAGGAACAAAGAACCAUCCGUGCUUUGUUCUUUUCCAUGUAUGUUACGGUAUGUUAAAGAGGAAGAGGGUGAUCCUUUGCCCUGGUUGUCCUUUGCUGUUCUUUUGCUGAAUCGUAUAAACAUUAGAGGACUCAUAUAGAUUCUUGUUGUGGGCAGGACAGUUGCCAACACUUUCUUAUAUAGUUCUGAAGUUCUCUGUCUCAGUGUGUGGAAGUUGAUCUUCCUACCAUGAUUGUUACUCAGAGUAUUACCCUAUCACCCACACCCCUGAUCUGAUGGUGUAAUCCAUUUGUGGUGCUGUCUUCCUGAUUUCUUGAAUCUCUUGUGAUUUUUGUAUUUUCAUUGCUAAUCUAUGUGUUACAGAUUUCUGAUUUCUUCAACAGCACAUGCCAUAAUAUGGAUUUUUAUUAAUAAAUGGCAUUUUGGUUGCUUGUU
Trichosurus vulpecula (common brushtail) is the source of this 14790-nucleotide messenger RNA. It is a transcript of the gene FRAS1, whose product is annotated as Fraser extracellular matrix complex subunit 1. Gene Ontology annotation, molecular function: protein binding. NCBI's taxonomy places the organism in Eukaryota, Metazoa, Chordata, Mammalia, Diprotodontia, Phalangeridae. The record is from RefSeq and is a predicted model, not a curated record. Gene Ontology annotation, cellular component: membrane. Gene Ontology annotation, biological process: cell communication.